AUGUUUGUGUCUAAUAACUUUGGAGGUGUUGUACCAAAAAUGGACCUUACUGAAGACGACAAGAAUUUCAUAGCACUCAUCAACAAAGAACUCAAGUCCUACAUAGAUGAUAAUGAGAAAAUGAGGUAGGUCUUCUUUGUUUUUGCUUUAGAAAGGUGCACAAGAUUGUAAUAUUUUUAAAAGCAAAGGAAAGAAAAAAAUAAUUGAAUAAAUGCCAGCACGUGUAGAGCGUUUUCACAUGACGUCACGUCGGCCAUAUUGUACAAAACAAUGAAAGGGGGGCUAUGUCGGUGUACCAAAAAAAUCAUGUGGAUUGAACAUGAGGAUUGAACUCUUCUAUCAUUCAAAACGGUUUUUUUUGGUUUGAAAAAUUGCAUAGCCAUUGAGCACGUGAGGGAAAACGAUCUAUUGUUAGACCCCAAUCUCAGACGCGUUUUCAGAUUCGACGAAGAACUUGUCACGUGCUAUAGGUCAAAACUGUCCCUUGAGAAAUUUAGUCUCGCACGUGAUCAGGUCGUGUACCUUCAAACCGCGGGAAAUCUUAAGAACCAGUUGGAUUGAGCAAGUGAUUUCCCAACCUCGUUCCCAGGGUUCUCUCCUACCCGUCUCUACCUCCCAGGGACGGGUAGGAAAGAACCCUGGGAACGAGGUUGGUAAUUCUCCCCUUUUCAUGGCCGAAACUCACUGUCUCCCUAGUGGCCAGUCCUUAGAUGCUUAUGUUUCUAUUUCAGGCUUAGAGAAGGGUUGAAAGUUGUUUUAAACAUGUCCAAGCUUGGUAACCAGUUCAUUCAGUCUAACAAACCCUGGGUUCUAGUCAAAGGAAGCGACUCUGACAGGUAUGACGGCAAUGAAUACAGAUAACUCGAUUAUAUACGUAACCCUACAUAUGUUUUGUUCAGCGGGAAAGCACCAGGGCCGAUUCUUUGUGGCGGCAGAUUUGAACAAACCUGUUUGCUUGCCUAUUUGUGUGGCUUCGUUUUUUGCUUUCUUUACUUUGCUAUUCACGUUAUCAAAAGCAUGGUUGGUGAUGCCUUUUUCUACCAAAACACGGAAUACAGCUGAGGGUUAUCUUGUAAAUACCAUUUUACGUUGAUUAACUUGUGUUGUGGAUGUGCGGUGACGGGACUACUAAUUUAAAUAUAUAGACGAGUUGUUAAGGUCAAGUCGUGGGCUCCACGCGCGCAACUUCCGCGGUCGUGAUUAUGAAGAUAUCGCAACUGAUAGCUACGAUGAUGAUGAUGAUGAUCUCACGUUUAAGGACCUAUCAGUCAAUAAGUAAGAUAAUGUGACUUUUGUAGAUCGCGUGCAGGCACAGUCCUUGGUGUGGCUACAAACCUGGCCUGGUUACUUUCGGUCCUCAUUCAUCCCUACAUGCCUGGAAUCUGUGAAGAAAUUCAACGCCAACUUCAGGUUCGUUUAGUCAGUGUUAGUUCAGGCGUUGAUAUUUGGUUUUGUUGGUUUCUAUUGCUUAACAGAUCUCUUUAUUCAACCUGCAUACUCUCGAUAAUUACUCUUGAAUAAGAACAGAAACAAGAAUAAGUCUGUUUAAACUACAGCAAAUAAAUGAAGAGCUUUGUGAUAUGGCUACUGCAUUCUGUACACGUUGCAAUGUCAGGACUCAGUUUUUGCUUUUGAAGGAAGACCCUAUAACAAACUAUUGCAGUAGUCUGACCUACUAGUGAUUAACGCGCGCAAUUAAAUCGGCAGACAGUCUCUUGACAAAUACCUCCUGAUACUUCUUAAGUUUUCAAUAUAUGGAAAAAGUAAGCUUUAUGUACGUUCGAAAAAAAGUGUUGACAUUUAAAUUUGAAUCAAGCCAGCAGCCGUAAUCUUAAACAUUAGAGCUAGGUUUACUAAAUGGCAUCAAUUUCAUAAUUGCUGCUGAACUCUGAUUCAAAUGAACUCUAUUUACGGUGGUAAACCAAAGUUUUAAAACGGUGACAAACAUUUUCAGGUCACGGACGAAGGAAACGUGGUGCUGGAUAACUUUAUUCCUUACCUUCAACCUGGUCACAAAAUUGGAAAGGUAAGAACGAGGAAAUAUUACUUCGUCAACUCAGCAUUUCUUUUGUGUGUGUCCAUAACCUCUCAGCAAAUUCAGGUAGUGUUGUUGAAGGUUUUUUUAGGCUUUGCGUUCUAUUUAGCUUCCUUUGUAACCAUUGUGAUGUUAAGCCUUCGUUGCCAUGGUAUUACCGUCGUUUCCAUGACAUUUCGUUGUCAUAAUAAUUCUCUCGUUACCUGGGUAGUGUAUUUGCUGCCAUGGUAUUGCUUUCGUUCUUUACCACGGUGGUGCUUUUUUUACUACCUUAACUAAGUUUCACGUGAUAGAAGGUCAAAACCCGCGUGAUCAGUUACUAGUGAUACAAGUUCCAAACGCACGUGAUCAAAUUGCGUUCUAUGCGGUCCAUUCACUCGUAGUGGACGUCCAAAUGCUGGCUACAUACAUGCCACGCAUGCGUAAUAGCAACCUUGAGUUGAGUAUUAGUAGUAAUCAGGGAAAAACAAAUUGUGGUCGAGAUUCCUAUUUGUGUGUGCGGGUAUCAUCGGAGAACGUGUGUGAUGUCACGUGGAUUGAACGUGAAAAUGAGGCAAGUAGCUUGCGUGAAAUUCUAUGGCAAAGAAAAUGGUCCGAUAUUUAUCCCCAAAAAAAAAAAAAAAAAAAAUGGUUGUUCUUUCGUCGCCAUCUUUGUUUUUUUACUACCAUGUUAGCGGCCAAAAACUGUACCCAUAUUAAGCUUGCACAUUUUCGUGAACAAGGUAAUUUAUCGCCUUGCAGCCGAUUGCUAAUUUCUCUUCAUUUGCACGAGUCGCUUGUGAGUGAACCCUGUGUAUCAUGUAAAUAUUUAUUUUUAGCCGCAGCCGCUGUUCCAAAAGAUUGACCCCUCGAUGGCCGAACAGUUCCGUGCAAAGUAUGGCGGAAAUAAACAAAAGCAACAGGCUGCGAGUGACAAAUCAAAAAACACCAACACUUCUGACGGAAGUAACGCGGGCAAAAUAAAUGCUUCGUUACAAACAGAGGUCGCUAAACAGGUAAGGAACGUUACGUUUUUCUAUGUCUAGAGUAGUACCAAUUUUUUUUCUUGCCGAGAUUUCACUACUCCUGACACAAGUAAAACGCAAGCACAAGUAUGAGAGACUCAUAUCAAGUAAAUACGAACGCCUAGGCAAGCGCUAAGUUUAAACCAGGAUCAAGGUCCUUUGGAAAGGACGCAUCAUUUUCUCAAGUGCUAAUAUUGUGGUCGGUUAUAAAAGAUAAUGUUCGUAGUAUUUUUACUGAGGAAACUUUGCGCAACGUAUGGCGUACAAGUGGCUGCGCAUGCUCGCGCUAUCGGGGUGGUCACGUGCUGAGGAUUUUAUCAUAAUUUUUUAGCAAAGUUUUUGUGUUGUGCAUGGCCAACAGUGAGAAUCGAGAAGGGAACUGGAACCAAAAUUUGUCUCGCAAUAGUUUGUGGUAUCGUUACUCGACGCGCCGGAAAGCUAUUAGAUAGUUUAAGCAUUACGCUUACGGCAAACGGCAAACGGCAGAUUCAAGUUGAGAAUUCCUCAAAAUAGAAAAUGAGCAGAUAAAAACAGCUCAAAACAAUUCUUAUGGAUAAAAAAUUGUGUGAAACUACUAAUUUAGGUGUAGAAGUUAUGAACAGUAAACGACAAGAAAAGUAGGAAACUUGGUCUGAGUGGCACAAAUUCGCUUUUUCCGUUUCACUUUAACGUGAUGCUUAACCUCUCUAUUGGCCAAUUUUAUUCCUCAGUAACAGUUCCAGAAGUCUUUGGGAAAGUUAACUCGGCUCAAUUUCCUUCUCUUUUCUCUAGACGAGAAUUGACCGGUAAAGACAAAUUUGCCUUGACGAACGUCUUUCUAUUUCGUGUUGAGUGGAGUCACAUUGGGUUGUUAAGAUGACGUUUAUCGUGUAAGCGACAACCGUAUACAGCGGUUCAAACUGCUGUUGUUAUUUAGAAUCUCGCCAAGAAAGUUUAUACCGUAACAUUCCUUUAUUUUAAGGGCGACAAGGUGAGAAAAUUGAAGGCUGACAAGGCUGAAAAAGCCACAGUGGAUGCUGAAGUUGCCAUUCUUUUGGAGCUCAAGAAAAAGUUGGCCAUCGCCGAAGGGAAAGAUCCUAACGCGCUGGAAAAUAAGGGGAAAAAGAAAGGGAAAAAGGCAUAA
This is a messenger RNA of Porites lobata, 4162 nucleotides long. Lineage: Eukaryota; Metazoa; Cnidaria; Anthozoa; Scleractinia; Poritidae. The record is from the annotation of a GenBank genome assembly.